Empidonax traillii (willow flycatcher) is the source of this 3800-nucleotide messenger RNA. It is a transcript of the gene GRIK4, whose product is annotated as glutamate ionotropic receptor kainate type subunit 4. Lineage: Eukaryota; Metazoa; Chordata; Aves; Passeriformes; Tyrannidae. Gene Ontology annotation, biological process: monoatomic ion transport; synaptic transmission, glutamatergic; modulation of chemical synaptic transmission. The transcript is spliced from 20 exons. The coding region runs from base 837 to 3716 and encodes 959 amino acids. Gene Ontology annotation, molecular function: kainate selective glutamate receptor activity; transmitter-gated monoatomic ion channel activity involved in regulation of postsynaptic membrane potential. The record is from RefSeq and is a predicted model, not a curated record. Gene Ontology annotation, cellular component: postsynaptic membrane; plasma membrane; kainate selective glutamate receptor complex.
GGCAUUUUUAACGUGUCUUGAUGCAAGUCUGCUUUAGUAUUUAUGUAUAUUAAGCUGUGUAUUUGAAGGGAACCAUCUGGGUAGAGAAAUAGAUGGCGAGUGGCAGAACCUUCCCCUCUCGGUUUCCAUUUCGGGGCUGGGCCUGAUUAGCGGAGGCAGAAGUUGGGAAAGUUGCUGUGUGGCUCGUUCUGGCUUGCAGGUGGUGCUUUCCCCACACCUGAUGUGAAUUCCUACCCUGAGACGAGACAGCUGGAGCUGGGAUGGGGGAAAAGGGAGCUGACAGGCUGUGCUGAGCACAGAGAGUGUCAGCACAGGGAAGGAGAAUGCUCUUUUCUUUUCCUUUUUUAAAUGGCCAUUUCUCUUAACCCUUUGUGGUCUGGCUCCUGUGGGGAUGGUGCCUCUGCUCUUGGGGGUGGGAAGAGUGGGGCCUGAAAUGGGUGAACCUCAAAAUGAAGGGCUGUGGGUGAGGACAGACCAGAGUUGGGGUAAAGAGAUGAACAUCUCCCUAAAAAGAAUCAUCUGUGCAAGGCUGGUUAUAAGUGGGGGGUUUGGAGCAGCUGCCUCCAGCUCUGAGAAGGACAGAGGCAGAGAUGCUGCUGCUGCUGCAAGUUUCUUGCUGGAGGUUUCUUUUGCAAGCUGUGCAAGGCAAAUGAGCCAAGGAGUCAUGUGGGCUGGCAAAGGCCUGGACACCUCGAUGCCAAGGAGCACUCAGCAAUCUGGGCGAGGAUGGAGGAUGGUUUGAGGGACCUGGUCUUCAGGGAGCUCAUCAGAGGAGCAGCAAGGCAGAGUUAUGUCAUGCCCAGACCACCAAAGGGCUCCAUGAGGAUUUAUGGAAGAUGCCCCGUGUCUUGGCGCCUCUGGUGCUCCUUCUGCUGUGGCUGAUGAGGAUCUCUGCCAGCCCCCAUUCCCUGAGGAUUGCUGCCAUCCUGGAUGACCCCAUGGAGUGCAGCAGAGGGGAGAGGCUCUCCAUCACCCUGGCCAAGAACCGCAUCAACCGCGCGCCCGAGCGGGCGGGGAAAGCCAAGGUGGAGGUGGACAUCUUCGAGCUGCUGCGGGACAGCGAGUACGAGACUGCAGAAACCAUGUGCCAGAUUCUCCCCAAAGGAGUGGUUGGAGUCCUGGGACCUUCCUCAAGCCCAGCUUCGAGCUCUAUUAUCAGCAAUAUCUGUGGGGAGAAGGAGGUUCCUCACUUCAAAGUGGCACCCGAGGAGUUCCUGAAGCUGCAGCUCCAGCGCUUCACCACCCUCAACCUCCACCCCAGCAACACCGACAUCAGCGUGGCCGUGGCAGGGAUCCUGAAUUUCUUUAACUGCACCACUGCCUGCCUCAUCUGUGCCAAAGCUGAAUGCCUUUUAAACCUGGAGAAGUUGCUCCGGCAGUUCCUCAUUUCCAAGGACACCCUCUCGGUGCGGAUGCUGGAUGACAGCCGGGAUCCCACCCCUCUCCUGAAGGAGAUCAGGGAUGACAAGACAGCCACAAUCAUUGUCCAUGCCAACGCUUCCAUGUCCCACACCAUCCUGCAGAAGGCAGCUGAGCUGGGAAUGGCGUCUGCCUAUUACACCUAUAUCUUCACUAAUCUGGAGUUUUCCCUCCAACGCCUGGACAGCCUGUUGGACGACAGAGUCAACAUCCUGGGAUUUUCCAUUUUCAACCAGUCUCAUGCCUUCUUCCAAGAGUUUGUCCAGAGCCUCAACCAGUCCUGGCAGGAGAACUGUGAUCAUGCUCCCUUCACUGGGCCAGCACUCUCCUCUGCCCUGCUCUUUGACGCCGUGUACGCCGUGGUGACGGCCGUGCAGGAGCUCAACCGCAGCCAGGAGAUCGGGGUGAAGCCCCUGUCCUGCGGCUCUGCCCAGAUCUGGCAGCACGGCACCAGCCUCAUGAACUACCUGAGAAUGGUAGAAUUGGAAGGUCUCACCGGCCACAUCGAAUUCAACAGCAAAGGCCAACGGUCCAACUACGCCCUGAAGAUCCUGCAGCACACCCGUGGUGGGUUCCGGCAGAUUGGCCACUGGCACGUGUCUGAAGGACUCAGCAUGGACAACAGGAUCUUCUCCUCCAACAUAUCAGACAGUCUGUUCAACACCACGCUCAUUGUCACCACCAUCCUGGAAAACCCUUACUUAAUGCUGAAGUGGAACCACCAGGAGCUGGAGGGCAACGACCGCUACGAGGGCUUCUGCGUGGACAUGCUGAAGGAGCUGGCAGAGAUCCUGCGCUUCAACUACAAGAUCCACCUGGUGGGGGACGGCGUUUACGGGGUCCCCGAGGCCAACGGCACGUGGACAGGGAUGGUUGGAGAGCUCAUUGCCCGGAAAGCCGACUUGGCCGUGGCGGGGCUGACGAUCACGGCGGAGCGGGAAAAGGUGAUUGAUUUCUCUAAGCCCUUCAUGACUCUGGGAAUUAGCAUUCUCUACAGAGUUCAUAUGGGCCGCAAACCCGGCUACUUUUCCUUCCUGGAUCCCUUUUCUCCCGGAGUGUGGCUCUUCAUGCUGCUCGCCUACCUGGCCGUGAGCUGCGUCCUCUUCCUGGUGGCUCGGUUGACACCAUACGAGUGGUACAGCCCCCACCCCUGCUCCCAAGGCCGCUGCAAUCUCCUGGUGAACCAGUACUCUCUGGGCAACAGCCUGUGGUUUCCAGUGGGGGGGUUCAUGCAGCAAGGCUCCACCAUUGCCCCCCAGGCACUGUCCACGCGCUGUGUCAGCGGAGUCUGGUGGGCGUUCACCUUGAUCAUCAUCUCCUCCUACACGGCCAACCUGGCCGCCUUCCUCACGGUGCAGCGCAUGGACGUGCCCAUCGAGUCCGUGGAUGACCUGGCUGACCAGACCACCAUCGAGUACGGCACCAUCCACGGCGGCUCCAGCAUGACCUUCUUCCAAAACUCCCGCUACCAGACCUACCAGAGGAUGUGGAACUACAUGUACUCCAAGCAGCCCAGCGUCUUCGUGAAGAGCACGGAGGAGGGGAUCGCGCGCGUGCUGAACUCCAACUACGCCUUCCUGCUGGAGUCCACCAUGAACGAGUAUUACCGUCAGCGCAAUUGCAACCUCACGCAGGUCGGGGGCCUUCUGGACACCAAGGGCUACGGGAUUGGCAUGCCCGUCGGCUCUGUGUUCCGAGAUGAGUUCGACCUGGCCAUCCUCCAGCUGCAGGAGAACAACCGCCUGGAAAUCCUCAAGCGCAAGUGGUGGGAAGGAGGGAAGUGCCCCAAAGAGGAGGACCACAGAGCCAAAGGCCUGGGGAUGGAGAAUAUUGGUGGAAUCUUCGUGGUGCUCAUCUGCGGCUUGAUCGUAGCAAUCUUCAUGGCAAUGCUGGAAUUUUUGUGGAGCCUUCGACACUCUGAGCAGUCAGAGGUGUCGGUGUGCCAAGAGAUGGUGACGGAGCUGCGCAACAUCAUCCUGUGCAAGGACAGUUUCCACCCCCGCCGGAGGCGAGGGGGCCCGGUACGGACUCGCCCCGUUAUCCCGGAGGAGCGCCGAGCCCGCAGCACGACCACGCUCAGCAACGGGAAGCUGUGCAGCGGCGGGGAGCCAGACCCCCUGGCGCAGAGACUGGCACAAGAAGCCGCCCUGGUCGCCCGGGGGUGCACCCACAUCCGGGUGUGCCCCGAGUGCCGCCGCUUCCAGGGGCUGCGGGCGCGGCCGGCCGCGGGAUCCCCCGCGCGGAGCGAGGAGAGCCUGGAGUGGGACAAGGCCACCAACAGCAGCGAGCCCGAGUAACGCCCGGGGGUGGGGGGGGCUGGGGGCGCAGGGGCGGGGGCGAGAGGGUCCUGUUCCAUUUUACAGAACACGGACUUGUACAAU